Messenger RNA from Styela clava, 4141 nucleotides. RefSeq lists its product as uncharacterized. Gene Ontology annotation, molecular function: zinc ion binding; RNA polymerase II cis-regulatory region sequence-specific DNA binding; DNA-binding transcription factor activity, RNA polymerase II-specific. Gene Ontology annotation, biological process: regulation of transcription by RNA polymerase II. NCBI's taxonomy places the organism in Eukaryota, Metazoa, Chordata, Ascidiacea, Stolidobranchia, Styelidae. The record is from RefSeq and is a predicted model, not a curated record. Gene Ontology annotation, cellular component: nucleus.
UUUAUUUAUUAUUUUGGCUCUAAAUUUUUCUUCUUUCAAUAAUACAUUGCUAUUAUUUCAGUUUUAGCUUGAUACACCUUUUGAUUACGAAAAUAUAUAAAUAUUGUUUGGGCAAGAAGCCUUAAGGGCAGCUUACCAAUGUCUGCAAUCAUGGUCAGUACGACAGUCGACAAAGAGGGAGCUGUGUAUAAUAGUUUCGGAAGAAAUGACAUCGGUGCAUACCGAAGAGAUGGCCGCCCCAUCGACGAUUGCCUUUCUGAUGACGACUUCCAAGAAGGAUUGAAAUUCAUGCCACGAUCCAAUGUAGAAGUAAAUACAGAUGCUAGAAAUGAUUCGAAAUUAUCGCCGCACGAGACCAGUUACGACACGGAUUCGUCCAAUGAAUGCAACAGAAAACUUUCACCCACAGAAAAUAACUGGGAAGACAAUACGUCAUCGCAGAAAAUCAUUGAUGAGCGUGAUCGAUUCGAAGAGGAAAAAACAUUUGACAAUGCAAAUGUUCAUAAAUUUCAACCGAUCAGUAAGCCAAGCGAUUCACCGACAUAUUCUCCUACAUAUGUUGCCAUAAAAGACUCUGAAAGCGGAACGACAGAAAGAGGGGAAUCGUCAAAUUCAGAAAGUCCAGUUUCGCCAUUUGUCCGUCGACCAGCUUCUAUUGAAGAUCCCCAAGAACCUCGUUCCUCGCCGCCACCUUUGUUACCUCGUGAAAUGUCAAUUCCGUUUGCACUAAAUAGCCGAUCACAUCUGUAUCAAGAACGGGAAAGUGCGAGAAGCCCGCCGGAAAUUGUACCGUGCUCUUUCGCCAACGCCGAUGUUUUGAGCCGGCGCUCAAUGGAAGAAGAAGAUGCGACUCGUGGUUUAAACCCACUUAUGGGACCUCCAUUUUGUUUUCCGCAUGGGGGUUCAAACAAUUAUAGCAAAGAAAGUAAAUGUCCAACUCCCGGAUGCGAUGGAACAGGUCAUACAACAGGCAAUUAUACACAUCACAGAAGUUUAUCCGGAUGCCCACACAAAGACAAAGUACCCAAACAAAUCCAGGCACUCCAUGACCGCUCUCCAAAAUGUCCAACUGAUGGUUGUACCGGCAAAGGACAUAUUAAUGGAAACAGACAAACUCACAGAAGUUUAUCAGGAUGUCCAUUGGCAGCCCCAAGCAAACUGAAAUUUCCUUCGUCCGAAGGAAAAACUCCUUCAAGCGAAUAUCUUUUCAACCCCAUUCAACAUUUCAGUGAAGUUUUUCCGACGUCUGUUCCGACAACUUUGUUAUCAAAAUCUCAACUAAGAAUGGAUAGAAAUCAUGUUCAACCAAGAAGUAUUCGAUUGACUCCGCCUAUUUAUUCCCACUCGGAUGAAAGAAAUAAUUCAGAAAAGAUAAGGAUCGAUUCGAGUGAAUCAGACUACCAGAGACAAACGUCUUCCAACAGAUCUUCUCCUGAUGUUGACCCAAGUAUGCGAAAAAAGGAGCAGACAUCGCCAGCAAAUUCCACGCGCAGAAACAUGGGGCUCCCUUUGCCGAAAAGUCACCAAAAUGGUGAACAUCUUACAAAUGAGGAGGUUCAUAGAUUAAUGGGAAAUCGAAUGGCGCCUCCACCAUAUAAUGCGUUUGCAGCAAAUUUUGGUCUGCUAAACCCAAGACUUGUAUGGGAACAAGAGGCAGCAAAAUUAGCAGCUCUUCAACUCAUGGCAACCCAACCUGCCCUAAGUCAAAUGUAUCCUGCACUUUUUCUGAACCCCCUUUUUUCCGCUUCGAUACCACAAGCGAAGAAUCCGCUUAAACGCGCCUUCGACAGCGCUUUUGAAUCGAUUUCUAAAAGAAGAAACAUUGAUGAGAAGUUUCUAACAAUAGCAAACGAAAAGCAAGAGUUUGCUUCAAAACUCAAAUCACUGAAUGCUGGACCACCUGAGCUCAUAAAGCCCAAUAUUGGUCCAUUUGGAUUUUCUACACCUCCCGCGUUUUCCAGACUUCACGAUUAUCAUCGGUCAGUUUUAUCAAAUACUGCUGUAUCACCGGUUUAUUCCGACUCCAGUGACAAUUCCAGAAGAUCAUCCGGAGUGGAUGGGAACGAAAAAGACUCCGGUAUUUUCUUUGGAAACCAAGAUCAAUCUAAAAGUUGGAGCGAAAAUUCGGUCAAAAGCCUAUUGUCUGAGAAGAACGGGUCACCCUCAACCCCAGCCGAAUCCGAUAACUCUGUCGAAGAAGCAUUAGAUUUGAGAGUAAAGUCCAACACAAAAGAGAAAGUUUCUCAAAACAAAUUCAAACUCGGGAAUGAAAGUGAUUCCAACGACCACCGUCAACCAUACAUAGCACGUGAUAAUAUAAGAAAAUAUAUGACUGAGCACAUAAAAAAAGAUUUCAAUGCUACACAACCAAUCAUAUCAAAUAUGCUUAAACUGAAUGAGUCGCCAAAUUUACCCGUGCCACUGAGAGAGAUAUUUUUGAAAUGCAACAAAUCCCACCUGGAUGAAACCAAUAAAAAGGGUAUCCGCAAUACUCCCGGAGGCUUGGAAUUGUUACCGAUGGCAGCCUUGUCAGCUGAACAGAAACCUGAUAUGUUCUCUGGAUCUAGAAUAGAUCAAAUAUUAAACCAUCAAAGACAAAGUCUAGCCUACGCUUCAAAACCUUCUUUGAUUCACGGAUCUCCAGAUGCAUGGUUUUCAAGAUCUCGUCUUCAACCAUUUCAUCGAAUGUCAACACCAGUGAAGCAAAAAGAAAAUUCUUAUUCCAAAGGAUUGAAGUCGAGUCCUGAAAUGAAAACGCCUUCGAUGAUGGUGAAUCCGGUCGGACACAGAAAUCUGCUAUCGGUACCUCUGAUGACGCCACAACAUAUGACGUCACCUAUGCAAAAUAUGGAUCUCAAAGCGCUUCUGGCAUCAAAUCCCAACAGCCAAUUAGCACAAGACUGUAAUAAGAAAGGACGACAAACCUGCCCAAUGCCAGGAUGCGAUGGAUCUGGACAUUCUACUGGAAAUUACACUUCACACCGAAGUUUAUCUGGAUGUCCACUAGCACCAAGAUCUCUAGUAUCGCAGUUUUCGACCGAGAAAAAAUGUCCGACUGAAAAUUGUGAUGGCUCAGGACACGUGACAGGAAACUACACUUCACAUCGGAGCUUGUCAGGUUGUCCAAGGGCGAAAAGAUCACGAAUUUCUGAACAUCGGAGUGAAAUAUCAGCCACUGUAAACCUUAUCAAUAAAGAGGCUUCUAAUAUAAAGCAUCAAUCCAUGCAAAAUUACCAAAAUAACAAGGUAACUGAUACGGAAAUAUCUCGGGAAACGGAAGAAUAUGAUCUCCACGUAAAGGAAAGACAGCAACAGCCUGAAACUUCGACUCAGAAUAAUGAAAGUUUAGAUAGAUCGUUGGAUAACGCAGAGGAACGACAGAGAAGAGUGAGUCCAUCGCCUAUUCACGUUAAAAUGGAAGCAACCGAUUGCCCCGAACAGCCGUUUUGCGCACGCGAGUCGGAACAACCAACUUCUCAAGAAUCAAAUAUUGGUGAAAGUCGAGAGGAAUUAAUCAAGAUCAUUUUCAAUACUGUAAACGCUCGAAAAGAAUUGAGUUUGUACGAAAAUGACGUCAACACACAAAAUCUGAUCAACAAGCUCGCCGGCAUUGCUCUCCCUCAUACCAGAGAAUUUCCAACGGACGAAAAUUUUACUUCGUAUCUUUUUCAACUACGGCAACAUUUGAUGGAUCAAACAAAUGACGAAAACCGUGCGCUGCUGGCAGUCGUAAAAGAAGCUUUCUCUGGCGUUGAACGCCAUUUUCAUUCAUAAACUAGAAUUGUAAUAAUAUAAUCUGAAUUUGCAAUAAAAUAUGACUUCAAAAUUUCAAUCAUAUACGCAUAUUUAUGCUUUCGCUGCCCAAUGUCAUUAGAUAUUAUUUUAUAAGUUUUUUUAUGGAUGAGUUAUACCUGCAAGCUGAAUUUUGAUGUUAUAUGUUAUACAACUUAUAAAUAAGCGCUCAACUAAAGCAGAAAGAGCGUCGUUUAUGAGAAUUACUGACGUACUGUGAAAUAUUCUUCAUUUUAUAGAAAUGCACACUUGGCCAGUUUACUGAUCAUAUUAUAUUUCUUUUGUAGUUCCGUAUUUUUUUUCUUCUUUUUUUUUCAAUCGUUUGCUUAAUAAAUAUACAGAUAUCACA